Messenger RNA from Zychaea mexicana, 609 nucleotides. RefSeq lists its product as uncharacterized. The transcript has 5 exons. Bases 169 to 609 code for a protein of 146 amino acids. Lineage: Eukaryota; Fungi; Mucoromycota; Mucoromycetes; Mucorales; Lichtheimiaceae. The record is from RefSeq and is a predicted model, not a curated record.
AUUUCCAUUUUAGGCAGUAUCAAAACAAAGUUGAUCCUUUUCUCCUCAUUUGUUUGACCUUGCCUCUCCUUGUAUGCUUCAUCUUGCCGUUUGAAAAAAAAAUCGUUCCUUUUCUUAUUCCGUUUCCUCUUUCGUUAAUAAUAAAACAUCACACAGAAACAACUUCACAUGAAUCCUCAAACCCCAUCAAUUCUUAACGCUAUCAAAAACAAUAACGAUUCAAUGCUUGCACUUGCACGGUCGGUCGGCUCCUUGACAAGGGAAGUUGAUGUCACAGGCGGCUUCUACCAAAAAUCAUUUUUAAACGCUAUCAGACAUUAUCAAGCGCUCCACAAGAGCAAACAUGUGUUUUUUCAGAAUAAAGGUUGCGUUGCCGUCGACAUCAAACACAGACGACUGUUCAAGGCUCCUAGUGUAAUAGUCGGAAGACGAAGACGCGUCGCAACUGCCCAGUGUGUUGCUCUCUUUAAGCCAAGAGAGACUACAUCACGCAAACGCGCCCGUUCAUGCGAUGGAUCUGCUAAUGACUUCACUGACAGCACCAGUGUUGCUCGCGUCGGUGCUCGUUAUGCUCGUGGUGUUCGCUGUUGCGGUCGUGUUGGCAACUAA